Arachis stenosperma is the source of this 3060-nucleotide messenger RNA. RefSeq names its product G-type lectin S-receptor-like serine/threonine-protein kinase LECRK3. The coding region runs from base 188 to 2695 and encodes 835 amino acids. Gene Ontology annotation, molecular function: protein serine/threonine kinase activity; ATP binding. The record is from RefSeq and is a predicted model, not a curated record. Lineage: Eukaryota; Viridiplantae; Streptophyta; Magnoliopsida; Fabales; Fabaceae. The transcript has a single exon. Gene Ontology annotation, biological process: recognition of pollen; protein phosphorylation.
ACCUGCAUGUAUGGCUUUUCUUUUCCAAUAUAAUACGCUGAUUUGAGUAGUUGACAUGCCAAUGGCGAAGCUUCAUAGAUUCAAAAGGGUACCGCGUGCCAUUGCCACCAGUCAAUACGGAAUGUUGGAGUGGGACCCUCUCCUUUACUGGUGGAACCUAAGUUAUUAAUUAAGAGUAAAUAUUGUCAUGCUCAUGCUCAUGCUCAUGCUUUUCAUGGCUACCAUUUCCAUCAUUCUUGUUCUCUUCUUGCCUCUAAUACUAAUAAUAGCAAAUGAAGCCACACCUGUUGAGAACAUCAUUGGAUUGGGCAAAUCGCUCUCUCCCAAUGGUAAUAAUAAUAACAGCAAUCCAUCUUCAUGGCUUUCAAGUUCCGGCAAUUUUGCAUUUGGCUUUUAUCCUCACCGUGAUGGCUACGCUCUUGGAAUAUGGAUUCUGGGCCCCGACAACACCGUGGUCUGGACCGCUAACCGCGACGGUUUGCCACUUCCCUCUUCCUCCACCUUGCAGCUAACCCCACGGGGUUUGCUUCUUCGACAAGGAACCGAAGAAGAAGCAGUAGCGGCACUCAACAUCACUAGCUUUUCAUUUUCAAACCUUGGAAAAGAAGCAGCUUCAGCUUCCAUGCUGGAUUCCGGCAACUUUGUGAUCUAUAAUGCUUCCCGUGGUGUUGUAUGGCAAAGCUUUGAUCACCCAAGUGACACCAUUUUAGGAGGGCAAAGGUUGAUCAAUGGAAACAAAUUGGUCUCUGGUGUCUCCAAAACAGACCAUUCAUCAAUUGGGCUUUUCUAUCUCGUCAUGCAGAAAGAUAACAACCUUGUCUCUUACCCUAUCAAAAGCCUCUCUUUCCCUUCUGAUGCUUACUAUGCCACCGGCACCUACAGCAACGCUCCUAUCACCACCUAUCAUCUCUACCUCAACCAAACAACAGGCUAUCUACUUAUCAGGAAUGACACUGAUUUGAUGACCAAGCAUAACCUUCUUUUUGAUAAUUCUUAUUAUUCGGCUGCCCAGAACAAGAACAAGAACAAGAACAAGAACAACACCACAAUUAUUUAUCGUGCAACUCUGGAUUUUGAUGGAGUUUUCCGACUCUAUGCUCAUGACAUGAUUACCAAAGACAGCAGCAUAGUAAGCACUUGGCCUGAUACUGUUUGUUCAGUGAAGGGCUACUGCGGCUUCAACAGCUACUGUGCACUGGCCGAUGAGAAUCCAUUUUGCUAUUGUCUUCCGGGAUUUGAUUAUCUAGAUCCGAACCAAAACACUCUUGGAUGUAGAAGGAACUUCUCAGAAGACAAGUGUAGUGAGGACGCGUUUUACAGAAUGGUCCCUUUGGAGAAAUUGGCCUGGGCACGUGGUGACCGCUCUUAUUUUCAGGCACAAAUGUCAGAGGAGGAAGAUUGCUCUUCUUCUUGUUUGAAAGAUUGCAAUUGUUGGGCUGCUUCUUAUGAUCAGAAUAGCAUGAUUUGUACAAAGCAGCAACCCCCUCUCAGAUAUGCAAAAAGGAUACAGGGAAACGAAGAAGUACCCUCCUUGAAAUUCUUCAAGGUAAGAAACUUGAACUUGAAUAAUGUUAGCAGUGAGCCUGUGCCUGAGACUCGUGGAACAAAUCAAUUCAUCAAGACUACUAGUAACAAAGCAAUUCUACGUAUUAUUCUUGUUACCUCCAUUUUCACUCUGAUUUUCUGCUCCACUAUUGGGAUAUCUUGUCAUUUGAUGUCAAAGAUUCGAGUUCUCAAGUACAAGAGGCUCUUGGAGAUUGGGGACUUGGGGCUGAAUGAGGAAGUGGCUUUGAGGAGAUUUUCAUACACUGAGCUCAAGAGAGCAACCAACGGUUUCAAGCAAGAGUUGGGAAAGGGCUCUUUUGGAGCAGUUUACAAAGGGGUUUUAUACAAGGCGGGAAGAAGUAGGAGAUUCAUUGCGGUGAAGAGACUUGAAAAGUUGGUUGAAGAUGGAGAAAGAGAGUUCCAAGCAGAGGUGAGAGCCAUUGGAAAAACACACCACAGGAACCUUGUUCGCUUGCUUGGCUUCUGUGCCGAGGGUCCCAAAAGGCUUCUGGUCUAUGAAUACAUGAGCAAUGGUUCCCUUGGCAAGCUUCUCUUUGGCGACGAAAGGCUUCUAGAAUGGGAUGAAAGAGUCAGAAUAGCUCUGGAUAUUGCAAGAGGGAUCCUCUAUCUGCAUGAACAGUGUGAGGCACCCAUCAUUCACUGCGACAUAAAGCCUCAAAAUAUCUUGAUGGAUGAAUUUUGGACUGCCAAAAUAUCCGAUUUCGGACUAGCUAAGCUUCUGAUGCCGGAUCAAACAAGAACCUUCACAGGAGUUAGAGGGACAAGAGGGUACUUGGCCCCUGAAUGGAACAAGAACACACCAAUAACAGUGAAGGCUGAUAUCUAUAGCUAUGGGAUAGUGCUUCUGGAGACAGUGUGUUGCAGGAGAAACCUUGAUGUUAAUGUGUCAGAGCCAAAUGAGAUUCUUCUGUCUGGUUGGGCCUAUAAGUGCUUUGUUGCUGGAGAGGUGCAUAAGCUAGUUCAUCGGGAAGAAGUGGAUAAGAAUGUUGUGGAAAAUAUGGUGAAGGUGGCACUGUGGUGUAUCCAAGAUGAACCUGUUCUCCGCCCUUCAAUGAAGAGUGUGGUGCUCAUGCUUGAAGGGGUUACUGACGUGCCAGUUCCUCCUUGCCCAACUUCUAGCUCCAUUUGACAAAAAAUUGUUAUUAUUGCUGCCUUCCCUGAGUUGAUUUAAUAUAUAUAUUUUUGUGCAUUAUUUCUGUAUUAAUUUACUUUCAAGUUCUUAUUGUAAAACUCGUGCCUGAGCAAUGAGUACAGGUGAAAUAAGGCAGCAGGCUGGAGCUGUAAGAACCAUUGAUUUAUGUCUUAGUUUGCUUCUUCUUUGAAUAAAUUUAGACGCUAAUGCGGCAAAAACUAAACAGUAUGCAUGACUAAAACUAGAAUAGACCAUAUCUCAACUCAAAAGAAAGGCAACUUCAGCCUAAUUAGUAUUUUACUUGGUCAAGGCUAAUAAAGAGUCAGUAAUAGCUGGAUUUUUUUUAAGUAUGUCACAAGAGU